Volvox carteri f. nagariensis is the source of this 417-nucleotide messenger RNA. RefSeq lists its product as uncharacterized. The record is from RefSeq and is a predicted model, not a curated record. The transcript has 2 exons. NCBI's taxonomy places the organism in Eukaryota, Viridiplantae, Chlorophyta, Chlorophyceae, Chlamydomonadales, Volvocaceae. The annotation marks the transcript as partial.
AUCAACGACCCCAACGGCCUUAUGCAGUACCGCAACAUGGUCCACGUGUUCUUCCAAUACAACCCGUACGAGGCCGUAUGGGGCCCUAUGCACUGGGGCCAUGUCGCAUCUCCCGAUCUGGUCCAUUGGGUCCACCUUCCCAUCGCCCUGGCGCCCAGUGACCCGUGGGACAGUGAUGGCUGCUGGUCCGGCAGUGCCCUCGUGACGACGGAGGACGGCGUGCCACGACUGUACUAUACAGGUAGCCAGGACGGCUUCUUCUACCAGGCCCAGGCGACGGCCCUUCCCGCCGACCCAGCCGACCCCUUCCUGACUCGCUGGCUCAAGCCCCCCGACCUCAACCCCUUGGGGCUGGACCUGCCCCCCGGGGGGGUGAGGGCGCAGUUCCGAGACCCCAUCGCGCCGUGGGCUGUUCCG